This is a messenger RNA of Rhododendron vialii, 2406 nucleotides long. Its product is annotated as protein HIGH CHLOROPHYLL FLUORESCENCE PHENOTYPE 173, chloroplastic. Bases 170 to 2014 code for a protein of 614 amino acids. NCBI's taxonomy places the organism in Eukaryota, Viridiplantae, Streptophyta, Magnoliopsida, Ericales, Ericaceae. The record is from RefSeq and is a predicted model, not a curated record. The transcript has 16 exons.
AACUGGAACGGGGCCUCAUUGAUUUCAGUCUUUUCGUCACCUCCCUGACCCUCCAUCCUUAUCCUUUUGUGGUCUAAACUUUUCCCUCAACUACACAGAUUAUCAUCUAACACCAUCAAAAUUUUCCUCUCUCCGAAGUAGUCUUUAGUCUUAAGCUACACAGUCGAUAAUGGAUUGUUGCUGUUUCAGUUACACCAACCGACCGACGUUUCCCUCCCCUACCCUUCUCAACUUUCGGGGGAAUGCAUCUUCUGUUGGUAGAAGACUUUGUAGGAAAAAAUUUCGUCCUGGGCAGCUGUCUUCCAACCAUUCUAAGCCAUUUCUUCAACAUAAUGACAGAUUUCAGCACCUCGUUUACCAGCAAUACUCUUAUUUUCAACCUGUGAGAACAUAUAAGCGGACUAUUACGGCACAAGCUGGAAACCAAGGGUGGGAUCUCGGCCGAUUUUUCAGGACAUUGUACUUUUUUAAUGGUCCUCCAUCUCCUGCUAAGUUCAUUGAAUUUGUAGUGGGAAAACUUUCCAAUCCGUCACCUAGUGAACCAGUAAAUGCAAUGGACUCUUCUGGGAUUGUGCUAGUUGCUGGAGCCACUGGUGGUGUUGGGAGAAGAGUAGUCAACAUCCUACGCAAUAAAGGGUUGCCAGUCCGAGUGUUGGUCAGAAACAAAGACAAGGCAAGAAGCAUGCUCGGUCCAGACAUCGACUUGGUUGGUAAUCUCACGAAUUUUCAGGUUGUAGGAGAUAUUACCAAGGAUAGUACUCUUGCUCCUGAGUACUUCAAAGGAGUGAAAAGGGUUAUAAAUGCUGUUUCAGUCAUUGUUGGCCCAAAGGAAGGGGAUACUCCUGACAGGGCAAAGUACAGCCAAGGGAUCAAGUUCUUUGAACCAGAGAUAAAAGGUGAUUCACCUGAAAUGGUGGAGUAUAUUGGAAUGAAAAUUUUGAUUAAUGCUGUAAAGGCAAGUGUUGGAGUUCGAAGUGGAAAACUGAUCUAUGGAUAUGAAGGUAAUUCAGUUAAAGAACUUGCUUGGGGUGCUUUAGAUGACGUCGUGAUGGGAGGAGUGAGUGAAAGUUCAUUUCAAGUUGAUCCAACUGGUGGUGAAAAUGGUGGACCAACUGGGCUUUUUAAAGGUGUCGUUUCCACUGCAAACAAUGGUGGUUUUUCUAGUAUAAGAACAAGGAAUUUCCCAGUACCUGAAGAUCUUUCCGCAUAUGAUGGUUUGGAGCUACGCCUUAAAGGUGACGGCCGGCGUUAUAAGCUUAUUGUUCGCACGAGCAGUGAUUGGGAUACUAUAGGAUAUACAUUGAGUUUUGACACAGUCGAAGGCCAGUGGCAGUCGGUGCGCUUACCUUUUUCUUCUUUGAGACCCAUAUUUAGAGCACGAACUGUAUCAGAUGCUCCGCCCUUUGACCCAAGCAACAUCCUAUCGUUGCAGCUCAUGUUUAGUAAGUUCGAAUAUGAUGGGGAGCUUAAUCCAACGUUCGUGGAAGGUGCAUUUCAGCUUCCUGUAUCAAGCAUUCGGUCAUAUAUUAAGGAUCCUAUCACCCCAAGGUUCGUUCAUGUGGGCUCUGCCGGAGUGACUCGAACUGAGAGACCUGGACUCGAUUUAAGUAAACAGCCUCCUGCUGUUCGCUUGAACAAGGAACUGGGAUUUAUUCUCACUUUCAAGUUGAAGGGUGAAGAUUUGAUACGGGAAAGUGGAAUUCCAUACACAAUUGUUAGGCCUUGUGCAUUAACUGAGGAGCCUGCAGGAGCUGAUCUCAUUUUUGACCAAGGAGACAAUAUAACGGGGAAAAUAUCAAGGGAAGAAGUUGCUCGAAUAUGUGUUGCUGCUCUUGAAAGCCCUUAUGCGUGUGACAAGACCUUUGAGGUUAAAAGUGUCGUUCCAUUUAGUGAGCCUUUCACAGUGGAUCCUGAAAACCCUCCGCCUGAGAAAGAUUAUGAUGUGUAUUUCAAGACAUUGAAAGAUGGAAUUACGGGGAAAGAAGUCCUAGAGCAAAGUCCUGUUGCCGUCUAAUUCCAGAGCAAGCAUGGUAUUUGUACUUUCAAAAUAUCAAGAGAGAUUGUUGCAGCUGUUCUCAAAUUCCAGAUCUUCAGUUGGUUAAUCUCUUGGGUGAAGGGAAAAGAGAAAACAAAACUGUCAGUCACCAUGAAUCCUAGGAAAACAUCAUAAAUUUGCAUCUUUCAUAUUCAUAUACUCGCAAUUUCAUUCUGAAGUUCGGUCCAAGUUUGUGCACUGCUUCCUUGUUGCAGAGAAAAGAGCAAAAGCAGUUAUAAAAGAUAGAGAAAAAGCCAGAGAAAUCAGAAAAUACUAGGUAUACGUGUAAGUAACUGUUUGCUUGUUCAAUCCAGAAAAUAGACUCGCACAUUGAAGUUCGAUGGUAUUUACCUUUCCUUUCCAUGAGUUCA